Molecule: messenger RNA, 5330 nt
Organism: Coturnix japonica (Japanese quail)
Lineage: Eukaryota; Metazoa; Chordata; Aves; Galliformes; Phasianidae
Gene: SH3BGRL2
Product: SH3 domain binding glutamate rich protein like 2
Cellular component (GO): cytoplasm
Source: RefSeq, a predicted model, not a curated record
CCACUGCCGGGCGUUAGGGACUGGGUCAGCCCGUUUCCCCCUCACAGCCCAGCAAACACGGGGCGUUCCAGCAGCCCCGGAGAACUACAUUGCCCGUCGGGCGCUGCGCUCCGCCCCUACCUUUCCCUCCUCCCUCCGUUAUCGCCUCUGAGCGCCGAGCUGAGGUCUGCGGGCUGCGGGCCGGGGAGGCGCUGCCGGCCGGGGCUGCACGCGGGUGGGCGGCGGUGGAGCGGCGCGCCCGGUCCCAGGAGCGGCGGAGCGGUGUCCCCGCUGCCCGUCGCCUUGUCCCGUGGCCGCGGUGCGGCUCAUGAGGUGAAGAUGGUGAUCCGCGUCUUCGUCGCCUCCUCCUCUGGCUCGGUGGCGAUAAAGAAGAGGCAACAAGAUGUGGUGAGGUUUCUGGAAGCCAAUCGCAUAGAGUUUGAAGAAGUGGAUAUCACAAUGUCAGAGGAGAAAAGACAGUGGAUGUAUAAAAAUAUUCCUGAGGACAGGCAGCCUGCGCAAGGCAAUCCAUUGCCACCACAGAUAUUCAGUGAUGAUCGGUACUGUGGAGAUUAUGAUGGCUUUUUUGAAUCAAAGGAGAGCAACACCGUCUUCUCCUUUCUUGGACUGAAACCUAGUUUGGCAUCGAAGGAAUCAUAAUCCUAGAAAACCUCUCUGAAGUAUCAACAACUGCAUCUUCUGGAUGAAUGACCCUGUUCUUUAGCACAUGACAGCUUCACUUAUGGAUCACUGUGAUAGAGCAAACAUGUAUCCUUAGUAGUAGUCUGCUUGCUAUAAGACGGUGCUCUCCCACCAAUGUGGAGUUAAUAAGAUGUUUGUGAAAUAGGAUUAAGGCUGGGCUACACAUCUUCCUUCUUAAAAAUACUCAUUGAUAGUAUCACAUUUGUCUUGAGAUUGCUUUUGCAGCUAGCACUGAUAUUCUAAUAGACACAUAGGUUUAAAGGUAAGAAGUGGAAGUGCAGGGCUUCUGUCAUGAAUAAAUUCAUACAGACAUGUUCCUUAUGUUUUUAAUUCUACCAACUACUGUUUUUGAAAUCACUUCAUCAGCACAGCUAAAAUGCUGGUGGUUAUUAGAAUGUUUGUGCUAACUACUAUCCAGAAACUACAAACUGUUGGUCUUAACAUCUUAAGAUCUCAGUUCAAGCCAAGAACUGCUGUAUUUUUAUUCUACAUUUAUUUAUUAUUAUGUUUAUGCUAGAUCAUUUUUAUUGUAAGAAACAUGAGUUGCUAACAUUUGUCAUGGAAACUUGAUUUUCCUCAUGAUACCGGUUCUUUAAAAGUAGUUGUUAUCAUGAAUGGGGUGCCAAAGUAAAAUAUUUUGACAUGGGAAAUGAAGGUGAAAUGCAUGUGCAAUCAUGUGGUGAAACUGUACUGGUUAGUUCAAAAGAAGAGGUCUCAUAGCAAAAGAUGACAUGUUAACUCUUCUCUGAGAAAGAUUUAACACCUAAAAUUGGAGCUAUAUUGUUGGACUGUCUAAAAAUGAAUUUUUGCCAAACUUUGAGUUGCCCUGUAAUCAAACACAGCUCCACCAUUAGUCACGUAAGGGUCAAAGAGAUACUUUCAGAGAGCACUCAGUCCCCUGUAUUGGUAAACACUCUGCCAUUGUCUGACAGCAUACCUAACUUGCACAGCUGUCGUCCUACUUAUGUCCCCACUAAUGGAAAUGUGGAAGUGCCUCAAAGACAGUGAGAAAGCUGAGCAUGUACUUUGCUGGACAAGGCCACGACAGUCAGCUCAAUGGAGGAACAGGAGCCAGGUGGAGAUUGUUUCAGUAGAACUGUACUGACAAACAUAGCAGAUGCAAGGCCUGUGACUUGCCAAUAACCAUCACAAAACAUGUUCUGGAAAGAAGUCAAAUUGCUUUCUGUGUUUUGAAUCAAGUCUGGCUGUUAAAAUAAGAGCUAUGUUGUAAGCUGUCUGAUUCUCAAGUGACUUCAUAAUGACUGGAUAGUGCUACUCAAAUACACAUCCUCAUAUCUUUGUAUAAAUGAAGGACAACCAAUCAUGUAGGAAAGCCUUUCUGCAACCACAAAAUCUCUGAAGCCCAACUUCUAAAAGGUGUCGGAAAUGAACCCUGUCUGUGUAACAAAUCUCACGCUGUAUUGAAGUCGAUAACAAUGCCAUCCUAUAUGAGUUAGUUGGAAAGGACAACUAGCAAUCAUCUUAUCCAGCUUUCUAUAAACCAGGACUAACACCAACACUAGCUCAGGUCAGAUAUGGGUUUGUUUAGCAGUGUUAAAAAGAUCCAGAGAUGGAGAUCUCAUAACCCUGUAUUUAUCCAGUGCUGAUGCUGCGGUAAUCUCCUAGCAUCCAGCCUGUGUUCCCAGGUAGUAACUUGCAGCUAUUCCUUUGCUUCCUUUUCCAGUUCUCACAGGAAGAGUUUGGCACUGCCUUUUUGUACCCCCAAGAUAGUUAUAGGAUACUAUUAGAUAACCUCUUAGUCUCCUUGCUAGACUAAACAAACACAGCUUUGUUAAUCUCUCCUCAUAGACUGUGCUUCAGGUCCCUGGCUGCUUUGGUUUGAUGGAGGGCUACUCUCUCCAGUUUCUUGAGCUAGAGAAAAAGUGGAUAAAGUGUUUUAGAAGUAGCACUCAUCAGUACCAAGUAGUGCACUGCUGGCUUAUGCCCAACCUGACUUUUACCAAAUCCUCCAGUCUCUUUCAGUGGAUGUAUUACUCAGUCAGAUGUUCCCAGCCUGUGCUGAUGCCUCACCACCAGAGACAGAACUUCACUUUUGUCCUUUUCAGAAUUCAGGAGGUUUCUGUUAGCCCAGUCUUCAUGGCUACUGAGAUCCCCCAGGACUUAAGCUCUGCCAGCUGUUAACAGCCUCUGAAGUUCUAUGUUGUUUGCAGUUUUACUGAGGGUAGACACUAGAUAUUUCUCCAAUAUCUCCCUGCCAAAGAUGCUGACUGAUAGAACUUUAGCCUCUCGGGUUUAGGACAAGAGCCUACUGAAGACUAUAGAGGUAUGACUUGAACAGUGUUCAUGACUACCAGUUUCUGAAGUAAAGAACAGGUUACCUUCCUUUUGGUGUUGUAUCAGCUACAAGCUGCUUAUGGCUUUGUGACUUUUCCCUUUAGCACAAAGGCAAGAAAGCUUUAUAAAAGGAGACGUUAAGCUUUAAAAUGAUAUCCAUCCAUUAACAUUUGGACCCUCUUUGGUCCCUCCUUGGACCCUUGGGUGCUUCCUCAGCUCAGCUAGAGGGGCUAGAUGGAACAAGAACACACAGAUUUUGUGUCCAUGGCUGUAUUUACUAGUCAAAGUCUUGGUUAGAGCUAGAGCACCUUCUCUAGAUGACCCCUUAAUGGGGAUUGAUAACAAAUGCAUGUGUAUGCAUUUGUGUAUACAAGUAUGUGUACAUGCAUUUUUAGGAUUUAUGUUGUGUGUAGUAAGUUAUUUCACUCUUGUCACCAAUCCCAUAUUUUCAUGAGACUUGAGCUUUACAAUAAGAAGGGAGUGUGACACGAGGUAGAGCUGUACGUUAGCAAGUUCUAUGUAAUAUAUAUAUUUUUUUAAGUUGAAGAUUCUUUAACUUUGAAAAAGAAUACAGAUAGAAAUUCAGAUAAUUACACAAAUUCAGUUAAUUACAGAGAAGCCAUCCUGGAUUUAUCAUGUACUUGAUAUAUUGUAAACUUAGAAAACUGCCUGAAGUCCCGCUCUUGAAAAGUUCACACAAGUGAGUAAAUCCACUUGAGUAAUCUUAGGGGAAAUCCCUGGCUGUCUGUUGCAACAGGCAAAAUCUCACUGAAUUCUCCAGGGAUGAAAUUAGUUUUACAGAAUUUCUCUUGAAUUUUGGUAAUUGUAGAAUAGAAAUCUCCAGCUAAAUGGAGAGCGAGUUCUGUUGCAGUCAAAAGGUGAAAGUAGCUUACUUCAGAGCAUUCCUGUGGGUAUCAUCAGUUGUAUGGAGGACAACGCUAGCUUCAAAGAUAUCCUGCUUGUUUGCAUGGAUUGGCAGUGUAAGUCCCUUAGAAUGUUUUCUUUUGGAUUACAAGUGGCUAGCUAAAAGCCAGGAAGUAUAUAUGUAGCUUGAAUGUGAUUUUUGCCUGUUGUGCAACAGCCUUAUUUUUGUAAUUAAAGUAAGUAGAGUUCUAGUUUGUUACACAAGAUGAUCUGGAAUUUUUUAAACCAGUUUUGUAAUAAUGAGAUGUAGCUGUCAGAUAAUGGAACAGUUCUGUGGAAAUGAGCCGUUUAUUGAAAGAAAUAGGAAAUUCCUAGUUUUGUUGAAAAUAUUUUGCAUACAAAGGUAUGAGAUGAUCCCAAUUUUUAGCUAAUAUUUGUAAUCACCCCCACUUUUUAAAGGAGAGAGUAGUGUGAGCUACACUUUAAGUCUUUGUACCUAGCUGAAGUUGUUGUGUGGGCUUAUGUGCACAUACACAUUCACUGUAUCAGUGGCUUUAUAGAGAUGUUUUUGCUUGAGCCACACACUGCUGGAUAGUGCCUUGCCAGAGAGGGGACUGUUACUGUCAGGUCUUCUCAGAUGUGCUCAGCUUUGAACUCACAAAGGGGUAGUUUCUAUUAUCACUAUUUUUUUAAUCAUUCAGUAUGUUGAUUUUGUGGCCUGAGUCAAGAGGCCACGUGCUUUGGCUGUUUAGAAUCAAACCUCCCAAGGAAGCGGGUGUGGAAUAAAGCCCCUAAAUCCAUCUCUAUGCUUUAAAAUAACUCUCUUAUGGAAGCAUUGAGCAGCCCGAGUGUUAUCACUGAAAUGGAAAGAGGCUGCCAGCUCUUUGCGGGCUUCUUGGUUGUCCCUCCCAGUCCCCACACCCCACUCAGGCCUUUCAUUAAGGGAGUCCAGUUCCUGUUGGAAUCCCGUGGUAGCAAAGUGGGAGCCUGAGACUUUAGGCAGUGACUUGUGGCAAGAGAACUGCCUUCACAGGAGCACAAGACUGCGAUCUUCACCAGGUUGUGCCAAAUCCCAUCAGUUUUAAGCAACUUCCCCACUGGUUUCACCAGAGCUUUGUGUGCGCGGUGCAGGGAGAAGUAAGCAAGGGCUGCUCGCCCCUUCACCCUGAGGAAUUUGGGAGGGGAAAUGGAGAGCAGCUUCUUGAGGGCAUUCCUUCAGCCAGGGCAGAUCCACCUCACUCCCUUCUUCCUGUUCUUUGCCUCAUCCUCUUAUGCUUCAUCCCAUCCCGCGCAGACCUGCGUGCAAAGCUCCUGCUCCCCACCGCUUGUAACACUGCAAUAGCAGAGCUGGUGCUCCCCUCGACACGCCUCGGUGUUGUGUAUCUCGGUGCGGGAGGGAGCAUGUUGCAUCCUAGACUGUGUACACGUGGAGUUUUAAAUUAUGUAUUAAAACUGUGCUCGUCUAAUAAAAAAAAAUGUAAUUCGGAAAA